Molecule: messenger RNA, 1266 nt
Organism: Suhomyces tanzawaensis NRRL Y-17324
Lineage: Eukaryota; Fungi; Ascomycota; Pichiomycetes; Serinales; Debaryomycetaceae
Exons: 1
Coding region: 1-1266 (421 amino acids)
Source: RefSeq, a predicted model, not a curated record
AUGGACAAAGAAAACAUACCUACGUCCCCCACCAGGGACCAGCCGCUAAAGCCCAUUUCACCUAACAAGCCAGGCAGGCUUAACUUCCUCCAGAAUGACAAUAUUGACGAGCAUUUUUCCCAGCUCCACAAUGCCCAACACUUGAUCCAACAACAAUUGUACAACCUCGAAGUCCAGACAAAGCAAACGUCGCUUGAUGUGGGUCAGAUCAGUGAUCGGCUGAAGAAUAAUAACCAGCAUCUCAACAAGUUGCUUCAAAACAUCGCCAAUUACUCGGAGGAGGUGAUCACGGAAGGUAAUGCUACCAAGCAGGAUAUCACCAAUAUCUUGGAGAAACUCGCCGAGUUCAGCGACGAAUUGAAGAAGUGCUCAAGACUGUUGGAUAAUGUCUCACGUGAAAGCUCCGAAUCCGUCAAGCAGAGUCUUCAGGAAGUGUUGCAAGGUGUGAAGUCCUCCAACAAUAAUGAGGUCUCGCAGCAAGUUCAACAACUACACAGUAUGGUCAGCGAACUCAAGAGUAAAGAGCUUGUGCAGGUCAGUGAUGAGAUCAAUCAAAUCAAAAAAUCAGUGACUUCCAACGAAGAUAUCACCGAUAUCAAGAAGGUUCUCACCAGGGUGCUUCAAAAGGACGAAUCGCUAGUCCUCGCAAAGCUCAAUGAAAUCGAGCAACAUCUUCCAGAAAGAGACUUGGUCAGACAGAUAGUGGAUCCGGUCAUAGCAGAAUUGAAGGCGGUUUCCCUCGAUUCGAAGUCUCUUAGGUUGCUAGAGGAUAUUCUAUCGAUUUUGAGUAACACAAGAAAGUCGGACCAGGACUCCAAACAAUUCCAGACCGAUUCCAGCGAACUGUUGGCCCUGAUAAAGCAAAGUAAUGCUGAAUUGGCCACCAAGUUGGCGGAACAAACAUCACUAAUUGAACAGUUGACAGCUAAUAUCAAAUUACAGCAAUCGACUGCCGAAUUACAAUCUAAAUAUGAUGCUUUGCAAGGAAAGUAUGAAGAAAUGACCCGUGCCUACACUUCCAGAUUUUCUGAGUUCAAGAUUCUCCAAGAGCACUUCAAGGAAUUGGCCUCUAAUACCAACAGAAUCAGCGUCACUGAUGGAGGGGCCAAGGUGGGACGGUUGAACAAAGUCCGUCAAUUACAUGCAUCGAAAAUGGAGGAGAUCGGACGGACUGGUGGUUGGAGAGGAGAAGACAAAAGAAUUGUCAGUACACCUGUGCACAGAGUGAACGAGGAUGAAAUGAAUAAUUCUGAUGAAGAAUACUGA